CGGAUGUAUGCUAACAUGUGCAUGCACGACCCUCAAACUUUCGGGUUUAAAACUGUUUCUCAAGUGGGGAAAAUACUGUAGCUUUUCUUCACACCUGGAGAGGACAGCCAGUCGUCAUUUGAAACGUAUUGUUCUUUAGCUUGUAUAUUAGGGACUUGGCUUUGCGAUGGAAUGCGGAGGGCAACUUGACGACAUGGAGACGCUACCUCAGAGGCCGCCCGCAGCGAAGAAGAAGAACUGUGUGCGGUGUGGGAAAGACGCCGUGCUUGUUGUGCAGACGAGCGCGGCUUUCUGUAGGGAGUGUUUUCUCAACUACUUCACACACAAGUUCCGCUCUGGGCUUGGAAAGUCGAGAGUGGUUCAGCCAGGAGAGAAGGUUUUGUUGGCUUUCUCUGGAGGGCCGUCCUCUGCUGCCCUCCUUCAUCUGGUCAAACGGGGCAUGGAGGAGGGAACUCAAAAGAAGCGGCUCCGCAUCGAACCGGGUGUAGUCUUCAUAGAUGAAGGCUCUAUUAUCCAAGGGUUUGAUGUGGAUCAGCGACAAAGAUCUGUGCAAACAAUUUCUAAGAUAGCAGGGGAAAGUGGUUUCCCAGUCCACCAUGUAAUGUUGGAGGAUAUCACGACUGUGCAGGCGACAGAGGCAGAUUUACCAGUGUCAAACUGUGCAGGAACAUCACCAGCUACAACUGAAGAUGUAGAAAGGCAGGUGAAGUCACUCUCCACUGAUGACACAAGUGCAGACAGGUUAAAGAGACUUUUUGAGGAGGCCAAGUCUCUGACAGCCAAGGAAGAUUUACUGCAGAUACUUCGUUCUAAACUCCUGGUCAGAGUGGCCCGGACGCACGGUUACACGAAAGUCAUGGUUGGCGACAGUGGCACCAGACUGUCAGUGCGCAUCAUGGCCGACAUUGCACAAGGUAGAGGAGCAGCUCUCCCGCUGAACACAGGAUUCGCUGACGACAGGCAUGGAGACGUCGUCAUUGUUCGACCAAUGAGGGACUUCAUUGCUAAGGAGAUUUCCAUGUACAACACCAUAUGCCAGGUGGAGUCUGCUUUUCUCCCUACGCUGACGACAAGAGUGGCAGAAAAAGCGAGCAUCGGGCAUCUGACAGAAGCCUUCAUCAGCGGGUUACAAGUGAACUUUCCCUCCACUGUUAGUACUGUGUUCAGAACAGGUGCCAAACUUUGUGUGUCGGAUACAGAGAACAGACCUGAAGGAUACAAGAGAUGUGCCAUGUGCAAAGCACCCUUAGACACUGGACAACAGGGACUGUUACAGUCUAGUGUAUAUAAGACAUCACUUGCAGCAGAUGAUGAAAGUGAUGGAGGUGUGGUAACUGGCCAAGAUCUAUGCCCAUCUCUUUGCCAUGGUUGUUCUCUCACUGUAGCAGACUUUGGUGACUUCUCAACUCUGUCUGACUCUGACCAACUGUUUACUUAACUUAAGUAGAAGGACUGUUGAUUAAGUAGGAAUAAUGGUUUUGACUUGAAAAUUGGAAUAAGUAAGUUCAAGAUUGCAAGUAUGCAUGUGCAGCAGAAUGCAGGGCAACAAGUAAAAAAAAAUGAAAGCCCUUACAGUUGUAGUUAGGACCAUUUGGUAACAAUGUUCAUAAUCAUAUCUAUUUUGUUGAUGAUGCCUCAGGGCCAUCACCUUUGGACAUAUUACCCACAAUUUUCCACAAAUUGCUCUAUACAUUUGUAUGUAGGAAGACAAUUUCCAGACAAUAAGGUCAUUUGGUUCAUAGAUCAUAUGUACAAAGUUAACUUAUUUUAAUCUAAGGAAAUUAAUGAAAAAAAUCUAAACAGGGAAUCAUAUCGCCCAUGUAUUUUCUAUAGCAAAACUCUUUACAGAUGUAGAUGUACUAUCUGUCUAUCGUCAACAUGCCAUUGCGUAAUGUAUUAUACUGUAGCAUUUUAUCAUUUUAUGCAAAUAAAGUCAUCAUUUGCAACAA
Messenger RNA from Branchiostoma floridae (Florida lancelet), 1949 nucleotides. RefSeq names its product cytoplasmic tRNA 2-thiolation protein 2-like. Gene Ontology annotation, molecular function: tRNA binding; sulfurtransferase activity. Gene Ontology annotation, biological process: tRNA wobble position uridine thiolation. The record is from RefSeq and is a predicted model, not a curated record. Gene Ontology annotation, cellular component: cytosol. Bases 167 to 1438 code for a protein of 423 amino acids. NCBI's taxonomy places the organism in Eukaryota, Metazoa, Chordata, Leptocardii, Amphioxiformes, Branchiostomatidae. The transcript has a single exon.